GUUUAUCUGGUGCCUCAUAUCACAUUCUCUUCAGUUGUUUUUUUUUUUUUUCUAUGACCUUUGACCAAUUUUCCUGAUAUUAGAAGUUGACUUCCUGGUGUUCGAUGCCAGUUCCUUCAGGUCGCCCUGGCAUCGAGCUCCGCCAUGCACUGGAGGCUCCCGAGACGCCUGGCAGGGAAGAAGAGCAUGCAGGCGACCGAGAGAGAUGCCGCCUCUGCCGGGGACACGGGCUGGUCGGAGGGCAUGCCAACCAUGACGGAGUCUCGGCCGGGAUCUCCUCAAGUCGCCAGCAAGUCGCAAGCCUUUGAUCUCUUCAACCUGGUCGUCUCCUACAAGAGGAUCGAGGUCUACCUGGAGCCGGUCAGAGACGCCUGGGAUACGGUCAAGUACCUGCUGAGAUGGCAAACGCCAAUUGUUUCCCUUCUCACCUGUUUUCUGGUGAAUAUUUUGCUGCUCACGUUAAAUGAAGUCGCCUGGUUCUCGGUGGGCGCUCUAGUGGUCUCCAUCCCGGCCCUUAUUGGUUACCUGCAGGAGUUGUCGCACACCAGUAUCCCCGAGCCAGAGCUGGCCAGAAGGAAAUACUACAGUGUGCGUCGCGAGGAACUGAAGAAAGUGAAGCUCACCCGCCAAGAAGCAGUGGCAGAGUUCAAGAGCUUCCUUAUUCAUCUGGAGGCUAUCCUCAAUCUGAUCUGUGGCACUUGUGAGAAAGUCUAUCAGGUCGUGUACUGGCAGAAUCCUUCCGCCUCAAUUCAGUUUUAUGGAUUAUUACUGGGCUCGGUUUGCAUUCUUUAUCUCCUGCCCUUGUGUUGGGUUUUGGUGAUUGUAAACAGUGCUGUGUUCUUGAGGAACUCCGACUUCUACAGAGUUGUUGCAGAAUGUAAAGCAUCUUUGCAGCAGAAAGGCGUCAGCGAGACUGCUUCAUUAGAACCAGCGCAAGCAUCACAAGAGGUCGAAAAUGUAACGGUUGUGGAUCGGACCCCUACCCCGGUACUAACAAAUUUGGAGGAUCUCUCUCCAGGGAGUGUCGAAGAAGCUGAAGAAGCAGAACCUGAUGAGGAAUUUAAAGAUGCAAUAGAGGAGCAACAUCUGAUGACCAUGGUGAGUGGUGGACGUGUAAUGCAGAGAGAUCUUACGGACUCCGCUGAUCUGUUACAUGGCCUCCUCCCCAAAGAUUUCUCUCAUUCUCUCCCUCAGGAGGAUGAUGAUGUGUCCCAGUGCCCGUCCGAGUAUGAACUGAACAUGCAGGACAACGGUUUCCUUAGCAGAAAUGAUGUCAAAAGUAAAGUAUCCAAACUGACCGAGAGGCUACGCAAGAGAUAUCCUGCUAAUAAUCUGGGUACAUGUACUGGAUGCAAUGCAAAUUUUUCAGUACUGAAGAAGAGGAGAAGCUGCAGUAACUGUGGCAAUAGCUUCUGUUCGCGGUGCUGUUCCUUCAAAGUCCCAAAAUCUGUGAUGGGGGCUACAGCUCCGGAUGCACAAAGAGAAACUGUAUUUGUUUGUUCCCUUUGCUACCAAGCAUUAUGUAAAUAGGAUUUGACUCUUCCCUAUGGACAAGAAUGGGAAGGUCCUCUACAUCUGAAGAGGAUACAGGACAUAUCCAUACAGAUGCCAACUCCGAGUGGUGUCACCAUGGCCUCCCCGUGUUCGGUAGCUGUGGCAUCAUAUGUCCUGUACAUGGCCUCUAUAACUAUGUAAAUGUCUAUUGGGUCUACGCAGAAGCCAUAACAGUGGCUCAGAAAUCAACUACUAGCUAUAUAUACACCCAAACCUUUGCAUGGGCGAACAUAUCAUAGAGGCGUCCCCAUUCAUAAUGGCUCCACAUUCCUUCAUCAUGGACAGUAUUAAUCUCCUGGGGAUGCCCUCAACAAAAAAAAAAGGAAGACUAAUUCAAGGACUAUCCAGCAUGGGAUAUACAGUAGACGGCCUUGACUCCAUAUGCCACCAUGGUUUUCUCGGGUGUGGUUAAUACACUUGGUUUGCCAUGAUUGGCGCUAUUUGUUCACUGCUACUGCAAAUCCUUUAAGUCUCUGUUCACAUUUGCAUUAUAGCUUCUGUUCAUAGUGAAGACCAUGACGCGCUGCUGGAUCCUAACGGACCCCAUAGACACAUAAGGUGGUCUGUCAGGUUUCUGUCAUCUUAAAGGUUGUACAAUGAAAAAUAACUUAUCCACAGGAUAGGGGAGAUAAGCAUCUGAUGGCGGGCCCAUGGUGAUCUCCAGAACGGGGCCCCGCUGCAGACAGAACAAGCUCCAUUGACUUCUAUGGGAGUGUUGAAAAUACCGGAGUGCAGCACUUGGGCAUCUCUGGUGCUCCCAUAGAAAUCUGCAUAAUUGGGGAUAAGUUUUAGAUCCCGGGGAUUGGUGGACCAACCGUUGGGGCUCCCUGUGAUCUCCUGUACGGAGGCCCAGCUCUCCGCGUCACGACCCCCUGCCCGAAGCGAGGGUUGCCAUGCCUCCUCCAUAUAUCUCUAUGGGAGAGCCGAAGAUUGCCGAAUAGCUCCCUCAUAUGGAGGGGACAUGGCGGCCCCAGCUUCUGGCAGGGGUCGUGAUGAGCUGCUCUGGGGGAUAGCCAGGGCCCCGUACAGGAAAAUGUCGGAGGCCCCAGCGGUUGGACCCGCGUAAUCUAAAAAUGUAUCCAUUAAAGGAGAAGUCUUAUGCCUGAAAUGGCAGAAAAACGUAUCCGCCAUCCGCAGGAUAGGGGAUACGUUUUUCUGUAAUUUCAGGCAUGAGACUUCUCCUUUAAUGGACCAUAUGCCAUGUGGUUGGACCCCUCGUGAUCAGAUACAUUUCCCUUACCCUAUGCAAGAAAAAUGAAUAAACUAGCCAUACACAGUAAUUAAAGCCAUUCUGGACCAUGGGACCAUUGCCUUACGGGAGAAGGGAAGUAACAAUGUCUAUACACAUUUUGAUGAUCAUAACGUGUAUUAUCACUUUAGGGUUCUUAGGGAAAUGUGAGCUUUUUAUUGCUAAAAUGUAUUUAAAGGGGUACUCCGCUACUCAGCCGGUGCCGAGAGCUUGCAACGUCUUAGUCCCGUCCC
This is a messenger RNA of Hyla sarda, 3036 nucleotides long. RefSeq names its product zinc finger FYVE-type containing 27 (gene ZFYVE27). Gene Ontology annotation, cellular component: growth cone membrane; endoplasmic reticulum tubular network. Gene Ontology annotation, molecular function: metal ion binding. The transcript has 13 exons. Bases 145 to 1530 code for a protein of 461 amino acids. Gene Ontology annotation, biological process: vesicle-mediated transport; endoplasmic reticulum tubular network formation; protein localization to plasma membrane. Lineage: Eukaryota; Metazoa; Chordata; Amphibia; Anura; Hylidae. The record is from RefSeq and is a predicted model, not a curated record.